AUGUCGGUAGAGCACAGCGUAUCGGAUCCGCAGGCCAGACGCAACCGUAGGUCGCAUCGUAAGUCCCGACUCGGGUGUGCCUUUUGUAAGCGCCGCAAAAUCAAGUGCGACGAGAAGAGGCCUGCUUGCACUCAGUGCGCCAAACGUUCUCUUCGUUGCGUCUACAUUUCCUAUGUCGACCAGUGCAACGUUGAAAAUGAUUCAUCGGAGCAUCCAGAUGCCGCCACACCUACCUCUAGCCUACCUGUCGAGGUCCGUCAUGCAUCGCUAGAAGUCCAGGACUUCCAGCUAUUCCACCAUUUCUGCUCCUUCACAGCACCGAGCUUCACCCCAGACAAGGAAAAACAGUCUUUCUGGAACAUGACCGUUCCGCAGCUCUCCUUCAAACACCCGUUUCUUCUCCAUGCCAUCCUUGCCGUAGCUGGUCUCCAUUUGGACCACAUCGAGAAACAGAGACUCUGUCCCCGGCCACUUUGGUACGGGGCACAAGCCACGCGGCACUGGGAAGCGGCUCUACGCCUUGCAACCCCCCGCCUGCUGGAGAUGAACUCGGACUCGUACGCGGCUCACUACCUCUUCGCCACCAUCACAUGCCUCCACACCGUCGCAGUCGGACCCCAGGAGGGGAAAUUUCUUCUGUUCAAUGACAACGCCGCGCCGUCGGACUGGAUCGUAUUCUUCCGGGGCAUGCGCUCUAUCCAGGACACCCGGGAUCUUCUUGAUCGGGAAGAUGACGAAUGGGCCCUGGCAUUUAUCUUGUCUGAGGUUGACCUCGAAGCUGUCGACACGGACGGUGCGCUCCCCUUCGCCAGCGAGGGGCUCGAGGAGCUUCAAGGGUUUCUAGAAGAAUACGUCAUCUCGCAGGACCCAGGCCGCCAAUCUUACCUGAAGGCAUUCCGCCUCCUACAGUCCUGCUAUAGCUUGGUAUUCAGCGAGAGGGACCGCUCGCUCAGAGGAUCGGCUCACGUCAUCUUCGCGUGGCUAUACCAGGUGUCGGACCAGUAUCUGAAACUACUCGAGGAGAAAGAGCCGCGGGCGCUGAUCAUAUUCGCCUACUUCGUUGUGCUCGUGAAGCAGAUGGAGUCGGGGUGGAUGUGGACAAGGUGGCCAGGCCACUUGAUAUCAGGAGUCUGGAAAUCCCUGCCACCCAGGUGGAGGAUCAAGAUUCGGUGGCCCAUGGUUCGGGUUGGCUGGCUCCCCAGCAGCAGCUGGGUUGAGGAGAAAGACGUGCGUAACGUUGACCAGAACCCGGUGCGCAGCUUCUAG
Molecule: messenger RNA, 1266 nt
Organism: Colletotrichum higginsianum IMI 349063
Lineage: Eukaryota; Fungi; Ascomycota; Sordariomycetes; Glomerellales; Glomerellaceae
Product: Retinol dehydrogenase 12
Exons: 2
Coding region: 1-1266 (421 amino acids)
Biological process (GO): regulation of transcription by RNA polymerase II
Molecular function (GO): DNA-binding transcription activator activity, RNA polymerase II-specific; zinc ion binding
Source: RefSeq, a predicted model, not a curated record